AUGGAGCCAGACUGUGAUUAUGUUCUCAGGAUGAUGUUGCACUCUCUGCCUGCCCUCCGCGUCGACUCCGAUGAUGCAUCGUGGAGGUGUGGAUGGGCCGUUUCAAGGGAGAUCAAGACUAUCGCUGAGCCCAUACCGUUCCUGCUUCUCUUCGCAGCGAUACGCUGGCCCAGCGGUCGGGGCAUCUCGGCUACCAACGUGCACGUCUCACCGAAUGUCGUCGUGGACGGGUAG
Molecule: messenger RNA, 234 nt
Organism: Coniosporium apollinis CBS 100218
Lineage: Eukaryota; Fungi; Ascomycota; Dothideomycetes
Exons: 2
Coding region: 1-234 (77 amino acids)
Source: RefSeq, a predicted model, not a curated record